Messenger RNA from Zea mays, 1362 nucleotides. RefSeq lists its product as uncharacterized. The record is from RefSeq and is a predicted model, not a curated record. The transcript has 12 exons. Bases 199 to 1194 code for a protein of 331 amino acids. Gene Ontology annotation, cellular component: nucleus. Gene Ontology annotation, biological process: chromatin organization. NCBI's taxonomy places the organism in Eukaryota, Viridiplantae, Streptophyta, Magnoliopsida, Poales, Poaceae.
AACUUAAUCAAGGUGAAGAAUUCUAAGUCGGUUAGGCCCACGUACCUAAGCACCCCGGCGGUCGCCCGGCGCCGCUGCAGGCCGCAGUUGUAGGUACAGGGACAAAUCCCCGGUUCUUUCUCCACCCUCCGACCGGCCGGCGGCCGCUGCAAGUUUCACCGCAGUUGGCAACUGGCAACCCCGCUCUGACCUAGGAGGAUGUCGGGUUUCGGCGAUGGGUACGUGGGGACGGCGCAGGACGCGGUGAAGAUCCGGCGGCUGGAGAAGCAGCGCGAGGCGGAGCGCCGCAAGAUCGAGGAGCUCAAGAACAAGUCCGCGGACGGGCAGCCCGGCCUCCUCCAGUUCGGCUCCAGCACCUCCGAGAUUCUUGAGACUGCAUUUAAGAAGGAAACAGUUGGUCUCGUCACCAGGGAGCAGUAUGUCGAGAAGAGGGUUAACAUUCGAACCAAGAUUGAGGAGGAAGAGAAAGAGAAACUUCAAAAGCUGCAACAAGAAGAAGAAGAAUUGCAAAUGCAGAAAAGGAAAAAGAGGAGAGUGAAGAGUGAUCCACGCUUAUCUUUCUGUGAUGACAUUGAGAAUGGAAGUGACGAAGAUGAUUUUGAGAAUCAAACCAAGAAAAAUGGCCCUGCCAAACUUGGGAAGGAUCCAACUGUGGAGACAAGUUUUCUACCUGAUAGAGAAAGGGAGGCAGAGGAACAAGCAGAACGAGAACGACUGAAGAAGCAGUGGUCGCAUGAGCAGGAAUUGAUUAAAAAUGAACCUCUUUCAAUUACUUACAGUUACUGGGAUGGGACUGGGCACAGAAGAGCAAUCCAGGUCCGUAAAGGUGACACCAUUGGAGAAUUUCUAAGGGCUGUUCAACAGCAGCUUGCCCCUGAAUUCCGUGAAGUACGGACAACUUCAGUUGAGAAUCUACUUUAUGUGAAGGAAGAUCUUAUCAUCCCUCAUCAACACAGCUUUUAUGAAUUAAUUAUCAACAAAGCAAGGGGCAAGAGUGGACCACUUUUCCAUUUUGACGUUCAUGAGGAUGUUCGUACCAUUGCCGACGCAACAAAAGAAAAGGAUGAGUCCCACGCGGGGAAAGUUGUAGAGAGGCAUUGGUAUGAGAAAAAUAAGCAUAUAUUCCCAGCCUCAAGAUGGGAGAUCUAUGACCCAACGAAGAAGUGGGAACGCUACACAAUCCAUGGGGAUUAGCAUGGAACAUCAUACAUAGAGAGUUAAAUUAUUUUGUACUUUGGAUGUCCGAAAUUACCAGCACUCAAGAAUAUGAGAAUGGCACAAGUGACGAUUUGAAUAGCAUAAAUUAUUACUGUUGUUUGCAAACAUGUCCUGCAUAGAGUACUAGGUAAAGCCUCUUUCUCA